This is a messenger RNA of Diachasma alloeum, 735 nucleotides long. RefSeq lists its product as uncharacterized. Bases 236 to 607 code for a protein of 123 amino acids. The record is from RefSeq and is a predicted model, not a curated record. The transcript has 4 exons. Lineage: Eukaryota; Metazoa; Arthropoda; Insecta; Hymenoptera; Braconidae.
UAUUGUCGGAACCAUUCGGCAAUUGUCGGUCCCCACUUGCUCCCCCGCCACAGGUGUCAAAGGAUCGCCUACCCGGCCUCAUAAAUCAACGAUUCAGUGCAUUCGUUUCUCGACGUGAUCCAGUCACGAUCUGCUUUAUCUCGCGUAUCAUUCGCUCCAGUUUAGCGUCCCGUGUCAACACAAAGGGACAGCUGCGACAUUUUUUUUCUUUGUUUGAUUCGAUAUCGUUGGAGCCAUGGGAGAGGCUGGAGAGAUAACCAAGAGGUUGAGGGGGAUUGAGCAGGAGUGCGGCUGGAUCGCAGGGGAAAUUAAUUUUCUUAAUAAUCGAGUCGAUGGCUUCAAGGAGAGAAUUAAAACUCUUGAGGCUGAGAUGAACCAUCUCCAGCAGAUUCAGGACGCUGUCUCGGGCCCUGGGGAGAUGACGAACGAUAGACUCUCUGGACUGAUGCAACAGAGACGCAGAAAUCUCGUUGAGAUUCAGUAUGCCCUCCCCAGCACCUACGAGGAGCUCAGAAAAUUGGAGACUGUUUUGCUGAAUCUGCAACAGGAGGCCUUCCAGCUCGCCAUCAGUCUGAGCUUCACAUCGAUGAGCAUCGGCUCGAACUAGCCCUUCCCUCCAAAACCCACUGGUGAUAUUUUUAAUGUAAAUAAAUCUUUUAUUUAUAAUUUCACAAAAAAUCAUUGUUCAUAUUUGUACAAAGGUGAAAUAAAAAUGUUAAAAACGAAUUGUCGAUU